AUGGAAUACGCAAGACGUCUUGUGCUUAUGCUUGUGAUAGUGAAUGCGUUGUGGUGUGUUGGUAACGCGUUGAGCCCCCGUGGCAAUGGUAAGUAUAGUGUAAAAGUAUAAUAAAUGUUGUAUUUCUAAUACUGAGACGUAAAACUAAACAUAGUGCAAUGUUUAUUACUUGUACGUUUAGCGCAGGUCGUUGUUAUAUUGAUGGAUUUCAUUUUAGUGCUUUAUUCAUUAACUAAUAAAAACAAAUGUGACCUCGAAUGUAACUAGGCAUAUCAAAAGUUAUGAACUGGACUUUAAACAAAUAUUUAUUUAUAUCCUGACUUUAGCACAAGCAAACCUAUGUGCAUUAGUAUACUCAGUUCUAAAUUCAACGUAUUGGCAAUGAUCUACUCAAUGAUCUACUCAUUAUUUGUUCCAAUUAUUUCGCAGCUAGUGGUGUGGUGUUCUGCGCUGAUCCUGGAACGCCAGCAAACGCUCGAAGAGAAGAUCGCCUGAUAUUAUUUCAUCCUGGCAUGAUAGUAAAGUACUAUUGUGAUUUCACGUACAGACUUGUUGGUAUUCGAAACAGAACGUGUCUUGCUAAUGGUUCUUGGUCUGGUGUGCAACCUUCGUGUGAAAGUUAGUAUGGAUGUAAUGUAUACUAAUGACUGUUGCAACCAAAUCACAUUCUCUGAAAAUUCACCUGCCUAUAGGUACCAGUGUUGGGAUAAUAGACCGCGCGGGUAAAGCGACCUUCAUGCAGAAAUGGCCUUCAUGUCCAUUGCAACCCAGUUCACUCAACACUGCUUUGUUAAACGGUAGCAAACGUUUCCUGGUUUGUUCACCUUCAAGCAGCAUGGCUAGGAAACAAUGUUUCCUAGUUUACCCCACCUUUCAAGCAGCAUGGCUAGGAAACAAUGUUUCCUGGUUUAUUCACCUUCAAGCAGCAUGGCUAGGAAACAAUGUUUCCUGGUUUGUUCACCUUCAAGCAGCAUGGCUAGGAAACAAUGUUUCCUGGUUUGUUCACCGUCGAGCAGCAUGGCUAUAUAAGGAAACAAUGUUUCCUAGUUUACCCCACCUUUCAAGCAGCAUGGCUAGGAAACAAUGUUUCCUGGUGUAUUCACCUUUAGCAACAUGGCUUGGAAACAAUGUUUCCUGGUUUAUUCACCUUUAGCAGCAUGGCUUGGAAACAAUGUUUCCUGGUUUAUUCACCUUUAGCAGGCAACAUGGCUUGGAAACAAUGUUUCUUGGUUUGUUCUCCUUUAAAUAGCAUGGCUAGGAAACAAUGUGUCCUAGUUUGCCCCACCUUUCAAGCAGCAUGGCUUGGAAACAAUGUUUCCUAGUUUGUUCACCUUCAAGCAGCAUGGCUAGGAAACAAUGUUUCCUGGUUUGUUCACUUUCAGGAGACAUCAAGCUAGAGAGAAUAGUGUUUCCCUUAUUAAAAAUAAUCUUCUCUUUUUCCUCAGAAUACAUGUGUGAUGAGCUGGAUGCAUUUCCGCCACAGAAUGGCAAGAGAUUUGGGAAACAUUUCACAAUUGGAAGUCAAUUGAAAUUCAGGUGUUCCUCACUCUACAAGUUGAUUGGUGCAAACAUGGUCACGUGUCUUCCUGAUGGCCAAUGGUCGGCAAGAUCCCCGAAGUGUGAACGUGAGUAAAUGAAAGUUGAAGUUACUUCUAAACUGUUCAGCAUUCCAGUGUUACUGCAGAAGGAAACCUAAACUAAACUUGAUUUUUUUAUACUGGAUAGCUCUAUCAGUUCUAAACUGUUCUCCCUAGGCCUAGAGGUCCAGUAAGAAUCAUUUCGAUCAAGGCCAGAAGAACGACCUCCAACACCACAGCUAGAACGAGCGUCUUAGAAAGAGUAAAACUGCAAAGAUUGGUUACUAAAUGUUGUAAAAUGAGGAAAAUACAGUCCUGUGAAGUUCGCAAAUUUUGUAUAUAUUUGUAUUACGCGCGGUCAAAAUAACAACUUUCAACUCAAAAAUGAUGCAAAAUAUAUACAAAAUUUGCGAACUUCACAAGGCUAAAUUUUCCUCGUUUUACAACAAUUCGCAACCAGACUUUGCAAUUUUACUCAUUUUAAGAUGCUCUUUCUGACUAUCUCAUUUUCCUUCUAGAUCGUUGUAAACAAGUGCCUUGUGGUGUUGGCACGAUGUGUAAAAUGCGAAAUCUUUUACCAACGUGUGUGUGUCGCAGCAACAUGGAAUGUUCAUCUAAAUGGGAUCCUGUGUGUGGUAGUGAUGGAAUGUCUUACAACAAUGAGUGCAUCAUGAAAGCAACUGCUUGCAGAACUCGCAAAAAUACUCGACUCGUUACGCACGAUAGAUGUUUACCAGGUCAGUGUAGACGCUAGAUUUUAUUUGAAACACGGACAGGUUUAUUGAAUAAAAAGGCGCUAACCAAGUGUUUUUUAACAGGGAUGGUUCCAGCAUGAUCUGGUGAGGUGCUAUGCCAGCCCUGGUGCCUAGUACGUUGUGUCGUACGCAACUACGCAUUAUAUAUACAGCGGUAUACCACUGCAGCAAUUUCCUAGUCUUGCUUGACUACUGUAUUUGAAUUGUAAUUGUUGUUCAUAGUUUGCUUAAUAUCAUCAUGUUUUACUCAAAUUACUGUACUCAUUUUGUUUCUAAUAUUUUUUGCUUUAUCACGAAAAAUAGUACACACCCCUGCACCCCCUCUAGCCAAGGGCUGGGGGGGGGGAGAAACAGCCCCCAGUAAAUCCAUCCCUGUUUUUUAACAGACGUUUGCCUUAUCUUUCAUUUUUUUCUCUUGGCAGGAGACAGGUGUAGUAUUCUCCCUAUCAGCAAAUGUCGUGCAGCAUUCGAUGUCUAUUUCUACAAUGUUACUGCUGGGAAAUGUCAACAUAUGAUUGCUGGCGGUUGUCAUCCUAGUGGAUGGAAUGGAUUCUUUCUUGAGAAGGACUGUCAAAGUUACUGCGCGGGAGGUAUGGAAUAUGGAAAUAAUUAUGGUUCUAGUUCCAUUUGACCAAACACCAGGGGUUUUCUUCACUGGAUCAAUAAGAGAUGAUCCUUACCAACGUAAGGAUCAUCUUUUAUUGAUCCAGUGAAGAAAACCCGUGGUGUUUGGUGGAUCCUUACUAGAUCUCUAGGAAGAACAGUUUAGAACUAAUAAAGCUAUCUAGUUGUAAUAAAAGUUGCGUUAAUUGUAUGUAGGAAAUAUAAUUUAGAUUGUAAAAAAUGAGGAUGUUUAGUUUAAAUAAAGCUAGUUUAGUUUAGGUUUCCUCCUGUAGUAACACUGGAUCAAUAAGAGAUGAUCCUUACUGGACCUCUAGGAAGAACAGUUUAGAACUGAUAGAUCUAUAUCCAGUAUAAAUAAAGUUUAUUCUUCACAAUAAUCCAUAUAGAUACAUGUAUACUCAAGCGAGACGCAGGACCGUGUGAUGGGAAGGUGACAAGAUGGUAUUAUGAUGCUAAGACGCAAUCGUGUAAAACAUUUAAGUACGGAGGAUGUUUUGGAAAUUCAAAUAACUUCCGUUCGAUGGACGAUUGUAAGAAGAGAUGUGUUUAA
Messenger RNA from Paramuricea clavata, 3506 nucleotides. Lineage: Eukaryota; Metazoa; Cnidaria; Anthozoa; Malacalcyonacea; Plexauridae. The record is from the annotation of a GenBank genome assembly.